This is a messenger RNA of Mixia osmundae IAM 14324, 871 nucleotides long. RefSeq lists its product as uncharacterized. The transcript has 2 exons. Bases 51 to 371 code for a protein of 106 amino acids. Gene Ontology annotation, cellular component: mitotic spindle; DASH complex; mitotic spindle pole body. The record is from RefSeq and is a predicted model, not a curated record. NCBI's taxonomy places the organism in Eukaryota, Fungi, Basidiomycota, Mixiomycetes, Mixiales, Mixiaceae.
CUCGACGCCCUGUCCAGCCUGAGCGUCCAAGCAGGCUGUGCGAUCUUAGCAUGUCGAGCAGUGGUGCAUACGAGGCCGAACGAGAGCGCCUGAUCCGUCUGAUCUCAGAGAACCUGGGACGGACGUUGACGUCGUUCAACACGCUCAAUCGCUCUGUCGAAGCCGUCACGCUCGUCGGCAAUCAGUUUGAGAGCGUGACAACAUUAUGGCAACAAUUUGAGGACACGAUGGCACACCCACUGGCAGACGACGCGACAAAGAUGCCCGUUGAACAGCCAAAUCUCAAGUCGUCCAUCAGAUCCCAAUCUCAGACUGAUCUGACACUGCCGACUGGCGUUGCACCCGGUGGCGGAGAACGCUAUCUCAGUUGAAGGCGCGGGUCUGCCUCGCUUGACGAGUGAGGAGGCUACGCGAGAAGCGACACACGGACAUCCCAGUGCACUGCUCGCUAGCGUUCCGAGUAGAACUUGGCGCGAGUGCAUUUGAUCUAGCCAGCCUUUCGAAACAUAGCGUGUGCGAUGUCGGUUGCAUAGCCGUGCAAAGGCGGCAUGUCGAGGCAGAAUGGCGGUAGCCACGGUGUCAUCGCCUCCGCCAUCGCUUUUGCAAAAUCUUCGUAGGAUCGUCCGGGGCGGUUGUCCAAGACGAGCAAGGAGUAAGCAUCAUGGAACUUGCGCAUGAAACGCGCUGUUGUGGCUUCCUCGAGCGUAUGCAUCAUGCCUUUUACGCCCACCUUUGCUUCGACCGUCCACUUUGCAAAGCUGCGCUGACGCAUCGACGGACCAGCUCGCACGCGAGUCAUCCAGAGCGAAUUGACUGUUGGCAGCGUGAUCGAGCGAACGGACGGAUGUUCACAGACAAUCUCGAAUUCUCC